AUGUCUCGGCAAGAAGCAGGAGCCAACGCUUCCCCUUGGGUCGUUGCUUCCCGGCGAAACUCGACUGUGCCCCGGGCUCCGGAGAGGAGAGCGGCAGAGGAGCUGAAUCGACGAGGUCGGGGAAGUAGUAGGGGCGGCAGAAGUGGCGGCUGGAGAGAGCCCUCUGGCCCCCCUGAGGCUGUGGCGGCUGGUCGCGGGGAACCGCCGCUCUGCUUUGGAUUCAAAAACGACUUGGUCGGAGCGGUGAUCGGUCGUGGAGGGUCAAAAAUAAAAGAAAUCCAAAAUAUGACAAACACUAGAAUACAGAUAAUAAAAGGAAAUCCUGAGGCAGAAGUCAAAAUUUUUGGCAACAAGACAAUGCAAAUAAAAGCAAAGGCAAUGAUAGAAAAUUUUGUUAAAAAACAAGAAAAUUACAAUCCAGAACGCAGAGUUGAUAUCGUUGCAUUCCAACCUGCUGGAAGAAAUGCAAGCACAAAUGACAGUGUUACAGAAGAUCAGCCAUUGAUAGAUUGGGAUCAAAUUCGAGAGGAUGCUGUGAAAUGGGAAAAAAAAAAGUGGGCAGAUUUACCUCCAAUCAAGAAAAACUUUUAUGUUGAAUCUCCAACAACAAGUUCUAUGUCGGAGGUGCAAGUAAAUAUCUGGAGGAAGGAAAAUUUUAAUAUAACAUGUGAUGACUUGAAAGAUGGUGAGAAGCGUCCUAUCCCCAAUCCUACCUGUAAAUUUGAAGAUGCCUUUCAAUCUUACCCUGAAGUUAUGGAAAACAUUAAAAGGGCAGGUUUCCAGCAACCAACACCAAUUCAGUCACAAGCAUGGCCAAUAGUUCUACAAGGAAUAGAUCUUAUUGGAGUAGCUCAAACUGGAACAGGGAAGACGCUAUCCUAUUUAAUGCCUGGAUUUAUUCAUCUAGACUCUCAACCAGUAGCUAGAGAGAAAAGGAAUGGACCUGGCAUGUUAGUCCUUACACCAACUCGGGAAUUAGCACUUCAAGUUGAAGCUGAAUGUUCUAAAUAUUCAUAUAAAGGUCUUCGAAGUGUUUGUGUAUAUGGUGGUGGAGAUAGAGAUGGACAAAUACAAGAUGUUUCCAAAGGUGUAGACAUCAUUAUUGCAACUCCUGGAAGACUGAAUGAUCUUCAAAUGAAUAACUUUGUGAACUUGAGAAGUGUAACAUACUUGGUUUUAGAUGAAGCUGACAAGAUGUUGGACAUGGGAUUUGAACCCCAGAUAAUGAAAAUUUUGUUAGAUGUACGCCCUGACAGACAGACUAUUAUGACAAGUGCUACUUGGCCUUAUGCUGUCCGUCGACUUGCACAGUCUUAUUUGAAAGAACCAAUGAUUGUCUAUGUUGGUACUUUGGAUCUAGUUGCUGUAAAUACAGUGAAGCAAAAUAUAAUCAUCACAACAGAGGAAGAAAAACGAACUCAUAUUCAAACUUUUCUGGAGAGUAUGUCACCUAAAGAUAAAGUCAUUGUCUUUGUCAGCAGGAAAGCAGUCGCUGAUCAUUUAUCGAGUGACCUAAUUCUCAGACACAUAUCAGUAGAGUCUCUGCAUGGCAACAGAGAACAGAGUGAUCGGGAGAAAGCAUUAGAGAACUUUAAAACAGGUAAAGUGAGAAUACUGAUUGCUACUGAUCUUGCAUCUCGAGGUCUUGAUGUCCAUGAUAUCACACAUGUAUAUAAUUAUGAUUUUCCACGGAAUAUUGAAGAAUAUGUACACAGAGUAGGCAGAACUGGAAGAGCAGGGAGGACCGGCAUGUCAAUUACUCUUAUCACUAGAAAUGAUUGGAGGGUUGCCACUGAAUUGAUUAAUAUUCUGGAAAGAGCAAAUCAGAGUAUUCCAGAGGAACUUGUCCUAAUGGCUGAGAGAUACAAGGCAAAUAAACUGAAAAGAGAAAUGGAGAAAAAAAUGGGAAGACCUCAAGGAAAGCCCCAGAAGUUUUAUUAA
Messenger RNA from Sciurus carolinensis (gray squirrel), 1941 nucleotides. It is a transcript of the gene Ddx43, whose product is annotated as DEAD-box helicase 43. Gene Ontology annotation, molecular function: RNA helicase activity; ATP binding; RNA binding. Bases 1 to 1941 code for a protein of 646 amino acids. The transcript has 16 exons. Lineage: Eukaryota; Metazoa; Chordata; Mammalia; Rodentia; Sciuridae. The record is from RefSeq and is a predicted model, not a curated record.